CAGGACAUCCGCAACACGGUGGGCAACGUCCCCAUGGAGUGGUACCAGGACUUCCCCCACAUCGGCUACAACCUGGAGGGGAAACAGAUCUACAAGCCCAUCCGCUCCAAGGACGAGCUGGACCGGUUCCUGGAGAAGAUGGAGAACCCCGACUACUGGCGAACGGUCCAGGACAAGAUGACCGGGGCGGAUGUGAAGCUGACGGACGAGCAAGUGGAGCUGGUGAACCGUCUCCAGCGCGGCCAGUUUGGGGACGUGAAUUUCAAUCCAUACGAGCCGGCCGUGGACUUUUUCAGCAGCCAGCUGAGGAUCCACCCGGUGACAAACCGUCCGGCGGACAAGCGGAGCUUCAUCCCUUCCUUGGUGGAGAAGGAGAAG
Notechis scutatus (mainland tiger snake) is the source of this 378-nucleotide messenger RNA. Lineage: Eukaryota; Metazoa; Chordata; Lepidosauria; Squamata; Elapidae. The record is from RefSeq and is a predicted model, not a curated record.